This is a messenger RNA of Phanerochaete carnosa HHB-10118-sp, 905 nucleotides long. RefSeq lists its product as uncharacterized. NCBI's taxonomy places the organism in Eukaryota, Fungi, Basidiomycota, Agaricomycetes, Polyporales, Phanerochaetaceae. The transcript has 2 exons. Bases 81 to 656 code for a protein of 191 amino acids. The record is from RefSeq and is a predicted model, not a curated record.
CGCCACCGUCCAAGCUGAACUCAACAUUGAUCGCUUCCAUUGCUAGCGUAGUUGGUGUUGCGGUGUUCCUUGCAGUAACGAUGCUGGUCAGAAAGGCUUUGAACAGGCGGCGCGUGAAGGACUCAGCAGAAACGCCCGCCGCGCAACUGCUCCACGUCAAUGCUACCACAACGCAUGUAAGCCAGCUCUCGAGGCAGGGGUCGCUGGCAAUCAGCCCGGGCGAGCGCAAUUUUGAGACGUCGACACUAUCCGCUGUGGCAGGCAAACUCACGAACUCCCCCUUCGUGACUACAGACAUGGAAAACCUCUCGCAUCGAGGGUCAACGGUGGUCCCCGAGUUCUCCGAUGCGAGUCCGAAGCUCGAGGACGACGGCCGCACGGUUAUCAAUGUCUCGCCGCUGCCCGACGCAGAGCAGAUGCGGCAACAGGCACUGGCACAGAUGCUUGCUGAAGACCCGGCGCCCAUGUGGAGGCCGCGCGCACGCACCCGCUCUCGCUCUCGCAGAAGGCGUGCCGUCGAUGGCGGAGCGGAGAUGAAUGGGAACGGCGUACAACGGAAUGCCAGUCCUACGCCAACGACCAUCAGCACUGACGCGGAUACAGAGUACUCUAUCAGUGCGAGCACGCUUCCGCCUGCGUAUGAUCGAUACGAUUAGCCAGAAAGACAUUCUGAUCUUGGUAAUUUAUCACGUAUUUACUUGUACCUGUGCUUCGCUGUCAUCUCUCCGAGUCAUCGCUCUUUGAACUUCGCUCGUUACUAGACCCGGACACUUCGCAAAAACAUUUUGCCCACAAAUUAACUGCAGCCGUACUUUUAGUUUACUCGGAAUACCUCUUCGAUACACUGUAUGCGGUCGUAGUUAUGUAUUUUGUUCAAUAAGCAUUUACAUGUUCAUGACGCAGAU